AACUGGCCGGGGCGCUCCCGCCUUCGCCUCCGCCUGCCGCGCCUCCUCCAUCACACUUUCCUCUGCAACCCCAGAGGCGGGUCCCGAACCACUCCCCGCGAACUCGCUGAACCCGCUCCGGGCUGGGUCCUCUGGCCGCAGGGCCUGGAGUCUCCCACCGCCAGGCGAAGCCCCUGCCUGCGCCACAAGCACCUCGUUUCCGGGUAGGCUCCUGCUCCGUCCCCUGCCCCGCCCCAGGACACCCCCUUAGGGCUUCGCCUCUGUCUUCUCCAGCCGUACAUCCCGGAAGUCAGCCUCACGAGCCGGGGAUGCUGACGGCGCCAUGGCGGAUGGCGAGGGCUACCGGAACCCCACGGAGGUGCAGAUGAGCCAGCUGGUGCUGCCCUGCCACACCAACCAGCGCGGCGAGCUGAGCGUGGGGCAGCUGCUCAAGUGGAUCGACACCACCGCCUGCCUGUCCGCGGAGAGGCACGCCGGCUGCCCCUGCGUCACUGCCUCCAUGGAUGACAUCUAUUUUGAGCACACCAUCAGUGUUGGACAAGUGGUGAAUAUCAAGGCCAAGGUGAACCGGGCCUUCAACUCCAGCAUGGAGGUGGGCAUCCAGGUGACCUCCGAGGACCUGUGCUCUGAGAAGCAGUGGACCGUGUGCAAGGCCUUAGCCACCUUUGUGGCCCACCGGGAGCUCUCCAAGGUGAAGCUGAAGCAGAUCACGCCGCGGACAGAGGAGGAGAAGACGGAGCACAGCGUGGCCGCUGAGCGCCGGCGCAUGCGGCUGGUCUACGCCGACACCAUCAAGGACCUCCUGGCCAACUGUGCCAUCCAGGACAAUCUGGAGAGCAGAGACUGCAGCCGCAUGGUACCAGCCGAGAAGACCCGCGUGGAGAGCGUGGAGCUGGUCCUACCCCCCCACGCCAAUCACCAGGGCAACACCUUUGGGGGCCAGAUCAUGGCCUGGAUGGAGAACGUGGCCACCAUUGCAGCCAGCCGGCUCUGCCGCUCCCAUCCGACGCUGAAGGCCAUUGAGAUGUUCCAUUUCCGAGGCCCAUCCCAGGUCGGGGACCGGUUGGUGCUCAAGGCCAUCGUGAACAACGCCUUCAAACACAGUAUGGAGGUGGGCGUGUGCGUGGAGGCCUAUCGGCAGGAGGCUGAGACCCACCGGCGACACAUCAACAGCGCCUUCAUGACCUUCGUUGUCCUGGACGCAGAUGACCAGCCCCAGCUGCUGCCUUGGAUUCGGCCCCAGCCUGGGGAUGGCGAGCGGCGGUACCGGGAGGCCAGCGCCAGGAAAAAGAUCCGCCUGGACAGGAAGUACAUCGUGUCCUGUAAGCAGACGGAGGUGCCCCUCUCUGUCCCCUGGGACCCAAGCAAUCAGGUGUACCUGAGCUACAACAAUGUCUCCUCCCUGAAGAUGCUCGUGGCCAAGGACAACUGGGUGCUGUCCUCGGAGAGCAAUCAGGUCCGCCUCUACACCCUGGAGGACGACAAAUUCCUCUCCUUCCACAUGGAGAUGACGGUGCACGUGGACGCAGCCCAGGCCUUCCUGCUGCUCUCGGACCUGCGCCGGAGGCCUGAGUGGGACAGGCACUACCGGAGCGUGGAGGUCGUGCAGCAGGUGGAUGAGGACGAUGCCAUCUGCCACGUCAUCAGCCCCCCUCUCGGUGGCGACCCCAAGCCCCAGGACUUCGUGAUCUUGGCCUCACGCCGCAAACCGUGUGACAACGGGGACCCCUACAUCAUUGCCCUGAGGUCGGUCACGCUGCCCACACACCCCGAGACCCCGGAGUACCGGCGCGGGGAGACGCUCUGCUCAGGCUUCUGCCUCUGGCGCGAGGGGGACCAGUUGACCAAGGUGUCCUACUACAACCAGGCCACCCCCGGCUUUCUCAACUACGUGACCACCAACGUGACGGGCCUCUCGUCCGAGUUCUCCGCCACCUUCAAGGCCUGUGAGCAGUUCCUGGUGGACAACCGCAGCGACCUGGCCCCCAGCCUCCAGACCCUCUAGGCCCGGCCGCGAGGACUCACGGACAGCGUGUGGAGGAAGGCAGUGACAUUUAUUGCUUCCUGUCUCUUGCCCAGGGGCCCGCAGGCCCAGCACCCUGGGUGAUGAGUUUGUGCCAGCAGCCGCCAGCGAGUCCGGGCGGUGCUCCUAGAACCGCCUGUAGUAGACGCGGGUCCUGUCCUCUGCCCUGGCCGCCAGCAGCCCUGCCCGCACGGCUGCAUCGUCGCCCCCGGCAGCACUCUGGUAUACCGUGACAGUGGCCCUGGGGGAGGCCGCCAGCAGACUGGCCACGGCUCCAGCCGCACUCUGGCCCAGGGGCCUGGCCUGCACCUGGAAGGACACAGGUUGCCAGAGCCCCUGGCACAGCUCUAGCAUAUCCGUGAGCAGCUGCUCCCCGUAGCCACUGCCCAGUACCUCCUCGGGCCAGCCCGGAGCCACGGUCACGUGGGGGAACACCUCAGCCACGGCGGCGAGCAACUCUGUGCCAGCCACAUGGCCAGGGACCACAAAACUGCCAUGGGAGAUCGUGGCCCCGAACCACACAGGCCGACGCAGGUGGCCAAGGGAGGAGAGGUGUGCCAGGAUGGCCAGGGAUGGCCGGAGGGCUGUGGGCUCCAUGACGUGCACGUGGACGCCCCAGCGCCCGGGGCGUGUGGCCAGCUGCAGCAGGCACGACUCCAGUGUGAGGGCAGGGUCGCCCGGGGCGAGGACGAUGGGCACGGGGUCAGCGGCUGCAGUUUCCUGGAGGCCGACGUUCAGCAGGAUCAUGCCUUCUCUGUCUGGAAGAGGCAACAGCAUCUCCACUUCAGAUUCCAGUGGGGAUCAGAGGCCUCUUGGGGGGCUCUGGGGGCAGCCAAGGAGGAGGAGCCGGUGCCCUGCCUCUUCGGGCUCUGUUGGCCUGGUACUGGGCUCCUGGUGAUGUGCUUGGUGCUUGUCAGACUGACGUGGUAAACGGCUAGCUCUGGAGUAAACGGGCCUGCAGCCUGUGACUGCCUCUCCCACAGUGCGAUGCAGCUGCAGACUCAAGGGGGCUUCAGGCCUCACGGCCAGGACCCUAUGCUCUUGACACUGCUCCCUCCUUCCACCCACACGCACCUAGCAUCCGGUGUGCAACUUCAAUGGACCCCUGUUGCCAUGGUAACAGCCCCAGGCAUCCCACCAGCCUGGCAGCAGGCCUUACCUGGAAGGGUGACUGUUGCCGAUCUUCCAUGGCCCUGGAUGUCUGGAAGGAGCCACUCCACGCCCAGGCCGUCGCCCCCAGCUGGCUGGAGGACAGGGAUCAGGCUGCCUCCCGAGUAGUACAUUCGCUUCCGUGUGUCAUUCACUGUGGGCCCCAAAAUGCCAAGAUGAAGUGGCCGCCAUUUGUGGAGCACCUUCCGUAUGCCACGGUGCUAGCUGUGUUGGCUAAGGCUUGCCACGUCCUGCCAGACAGCUGCCAUCACUCUGCAUGGUGGGCUGGGAGAGAUGAUUUUCCCUGGAUCCUAUACCCAGGAAAGUUGCUGCGACUGGAUCUGGACAGGCCCACAGGUAUCUGGCCCCGGAGCUGGCAUCCUUCCCCUCCCACAUGUGGUCUCCACAGUCUGAUGGGUCCCCUGGAGGUGGCUUCGCUGCAGGCCCUCUAGGGGCUUUGGGCAGUAGCAUCCGGGUCAUUGAUUGAGAGGACAGAAAAGGGCUGUGCGCUCAAGUGCCUUGGUGAUGCACAGGGGAGCCGAGCUACAAGGAAUGGCGUGUGGCCUUUGGAACUGGCCGGUUCUGUCUGAGCUGUGACCAAAGCAAUGCCUCCCCUGUCCCUAUCUACUAACGGGAGCCCCUGCUUCACAUCAGGGGCAAGUGUAGACAGCAGGCCACGCCAGGGUCUGGCACACAGCUCUGCCAGGAAUAUUCGAUCCCCUCGUCCCACCCGGGAUUUUCCCCAGUGCCCACUGAGGCUGCCCUGUGCAGAGCACGGCCCGCACCACCCCUACCCUUCCCGGGCCCGCUCCCUUACAGGCCAACUGCUUGAACUGUGACAGCACAGGCUCGAAGAGGUCGUAGUAGACUUGGUGGGCGGCACAGUUGUCCCAGACGUAGAGGAGGUCGUCCACUGACAGGGGGUCUGAAGCCCCCUGCCACAGCGUCAGGCUGUACCUGGGCCAGGAGAGCGGGAGAGCUGCUCAGGGCCUGCCUGGCCCCUCCUCCCAGAGCUGCUCCACCCCUGUGGGGGUGGGAGUGGGGGUGGGAGUGGGGAAGGGGUGCCUGCCCUGCCUGCUCAUUCGGAGUGGCUUUGGGUCCUGUGUUGGGAAAGGAACAGGACAAGGCACAGGAACUGAGCAGGGAGGGGUCUGCAGGAGGUGAGGAAGGGGACAGCAUGGGGACUCCUGUGGGGAGUGGCUGAGGGAGGUAGGGCUUGGCAGCUGGGAGCUGUCAUGGGGGUGUUUAGGGGACCCCUGAAUCCCUGGAGGCUAGCCUGGGGCAGAGGCUGCAGGCACAAUCUAUGCAGCCCCAGGGGCACGGCUGGCUCUCUUGGGGAGGAAGCUAUGGGGAGACAAAUCGUAUCUCAGAACAAAUAAUUUUGAGAAGUAGUGAGCAGCCCAUCACCAGAGGCAUACAAGCAGAAAGGGUGUGAGCACCAGUGGGGUUGGACAGGGUAAUCUGGUCUGGGCGCAUCAGUGCCUGGGUGUGGGUGUGGAGCCAGCAGGGCCGUGCCGGGAGCCUGGGCGUUUUUACCUGUCCGACUGCCCCAGCAGCCAGCUGAAGUUGGGCCAGGCAGCCCGCAGCAUGACAGCCCGCACGGGGAAGGUGACCCUCUGUGGCAGUGCUCCUACCAGCCCCUGCAUCUCCUCCACCAUGGCGCGGGUAUACGUGCUGUUGGGGAAGAGGGGCAGGUAGAGGGUGGUCCAGCCUGGAGACAGGGUGGCCUCAGGAUACUUCUCCUGGACCAGGGCCAGGAACCUGCAGAGAGAGAGAGAGAGAGAUACUGGUCUUUCAGAGCCACACUGGUCCCUUUCCUCCUCUCUUGGGGUCUUGUCUCAGUGCCAGGAAGGGGCGGGGCUGUAGAAGCUAUGACAUGAGGACAGAAGCAGUCCUAGAGCACAGAAGUGGCUGUUCAAGGUCCCCCAAAAUAGGAGGGCUUGGGAGCCAGAGAGGUCUGGGUUCAGCUCCAACUCUGUGCCUGGCCAGGCCACUCAGUCUCUGUGGUUCUCAAAGACAGCCUCUAUGCCCCCAGAGCAGGGCGGGAGACUGGGCAUGGGCAUCUCAGCACAUCUUCCUCCAGUUUUAUUUGAAUUUUGCUCUGAUGUUAAAAGAAUGCCCCCUAUUAAAGCCAAAUCCCCCAAGAAGAUAGCGGAUCUGGCUCUGGCCACUGACCACAUGGCUCCGACUGCCGCUUUCCAGUUGCAUCUGGGUUGGGGAAGCACCACAACACUGGGUGCUGGGUGAUGGGCGGAUUGUUGGCUGGCUGGCGGACAGAUGGGUGGAGGGAGGCAUGCACCGUAAGGAGCCUGGAUUUCAGUCUUUGCCACUGACCACACUUAGGUCAUUUAGCUUCUGUAAGACAGUUCUUGUCUCAAUAAAUAAAAUGACGUAUGGGU
Molecule: messenger RNA, 5571 nt
Organism: Lepus europaeus (European hare)
Lineage: Eukaryota; Metazoa; Chordata; Mammalia; Lagomorpha; Leporidae
Gene: ACOT11
Product: acyl-CoA thioesterase 11
Exons: 16
Coding region: 323-2005 (560 amino acids)
Cellular component (GO): extracellular exosome
Molecular function (GO): lipid binding; thiolester hydrolase activity
Source: RefSeq, a predicted model, not a curated record